This is a messenger RNA of Photinus pyralis (common eastern firefly), 1490 nucleotides long. Its product is annotated as protein O-GlcNAcase-like. Bases 80 to 1153 code for a protein of 357 amino acids. The transcript is spliced from 4 exons. Gene Ontology annotation, molecular function: beta-N-acetylglucosaminidase activity. Lineage: Eukaryota; Metazoa; Arthropoda; Insecta; Coleoptera; Lampyridae. Gene Ontology annotation, biological process: glycoprotein metabolic process. The record is from RefSeq and is a predicted model, not a curated record.
AAAUCACUCAUUUUGAUUAGAAUCGUAAAAUUAGCCUUUCAAAUGAAAGUGGCAACAGUGCAUUGCAUAAUAUUUGGUUAUGUAUAUUCUCCCUACUCAACCCCUCUCUGUUUAUUCUUUUCUUUCUGAAGUCGCGUUAAAUGUGGAUUGUAGGUUACUGUUCUGUGAUUGUAGGCGCUCACUGAUCAUGGCAGCAGGUCCUACUAACCUUGCAAAUUCUGAUAAUUUAAAUACAAAAAAUGGUAACUUUAUUUGCGGGGUUAUAGAGGGUUUCUAUGGCAGACCAUGGACAACGGAGCAAAGGAAAGAUUUAUUUCAAAAAUUGAAGAAAUGGGGCUUAGAUUCGUACGUAUAUGCCCCAAAAGAUGAUUACAAGCACAGAGCGUACUGGCGGGAGUUGUACACAGUGGAAGAAGCCGAGCAUCUAACCGGCUUGAUUUCUGCGGCCAAAGAACACAAUGUUACAUUUUAUUACGCGUUAUCGCCCGGUUUAGAUGUAACCUAUAGUAGUACAAAAGAAAUAACAGCCUUAAAAAGAAAAUUAGAACAAGUAGCACAAUUUGGUUGUACGGCAUUUGCGUUAUUAUUCGAUGAUAUUGAACCGGAAAUGUCCGAGGCCGAUAAGGAGAUAUUCCAAUCGUUUGCUCAUGCACAAGUUUCUGUUACAAAUGAAAUUUAUCAACAUUUAGGUCAACCCAAGUUUCUAUUGUGUCCUACGCAGUAUUGUGAAUCGCGAGCGAUGCCAAAUGUUACCAACUCCGAGUAUUUAAAUACGCUAGGUUCAAAACUUGCACAAGAAAUCGACGUAAUGUGGACUGGUCCCAAAGUAGUUUCGAGGAUAUUAACAGCCGAUUCAAUACAGAAGAUUACAGAUGUCCUACGGAGACCUCCAGUUAUUUGGGAUAAUAUUCAUGCGAAUGAUUAUGACCAAAAAAGAGUAUUUUUAGGACCGUACUCGGGGAGAUCGCCUGAUUUGAUUCCUAAGCUACGAGGUGUAUUGACUAAUCCUAACUGUGAAUAUGGUGCCAAUUUUAUUGCCAUACACACACUUUCGCAAUGGUCACGGUGCAAUGUAAAUGGACAGAGAGAUUUAACUCUGAGUAAGUGUCUGAUGUAUACACUAUACAGGGCGGAUUUUUCAAGUGUGCAUUAAACUUACCUGAUAGACGAAUUUGUUUCCGUGUAAACUGUCACAUAGUGUUAACCAGUAACAUGAAAAACCAGAGGUUAGGGUCAGGUAUAAAUGACAAUUUUGAUGUAGGUACUUUAAUUCAAACUAAGGUGUGUACUCGGGUGUGUAUGACUCAUCACAUGUGUCAGUGGCGGAACAACGUAGCCACGGGCCUGUGUACGAAAUUUUUUGCCGCGCCCCAUUAUGAUACGAAGUAUUGAUAACAAUAUUAAUUUAGGUAUGAAUUUUGGCUACAAAAAAAAACUAAUUGAUAAAUAUUCCUGAACCUGAACAUAGAAAAAUACGAGGAAAAAUAUGU